Messenger RNA from Physella acuta, 885 nucleotides. RefSeq names its product neuronal acetylcholine receptor subunit beta-2-like. Gene Ontology annotation, molecular function: transmembrane signaling receptor activity; extracellular ligand-gated monoatomic ion channel activity. NCBI's taxonomy places the organism in Eukaryota, Metazoa, Mollusca, Gastropoda, Physidae. Gene Ontology annotation, cellular component: membrane. Gene Ontology annotation, biological process: monoatomic ion transmembrane transport. The record is from RefSeq and is a predicted model, not a curated record.
AUGCUGAGGUGGUCGUCUAUAAACGACUUUGAGGUGGUGGUGGAGAUUUGGACCUUUGUGUCAAAGGGGAGGGGGUUCAGAAACCCACUAUUCAUGAAUGGAUUUGGGGAUACAUUUUGGGCCCCAGCAGUUGCCGUUUCUGUAUCAUGUAAGAUGAGUGUUCAACGUUUUCCUUUCGAUGCGCACUCUUGUUCUGUAAAGUUUGUGUCAAUGUUGCACGAUGCAGAUGAGGUGGUAUUUGAACCUGAGGAAGAAACAGUGAAUACUGAUCUCUUUGCUGAGAAUGGGGAAUUCGAGCUAACCAGCACAAGAAUCAAGAAAUACAUUGAUUUUAAGAUGGAUGGUUUAACUCUCAGCGGCUUCCAAAUUGACUUUAACUUUACUCGCAGACCAACGGUCACAGUAAUGACGGUCAUAGUACCAGUUGCAUUUGUGUCAUCUAUAUCAAUUGCACACUUUGUUAUCCCCGGAUCGUAUCUGGAAAAAAUCGCUUUUGGCAUGACUGUUCUUCUUGGUAUUUUUGUUAAUAUACAAAAUAUAGCCAGUUUCCUCCCCAAGACAGAACCUUUGCCAAUAUUGACGUUGUUAAUAUUCAGCCUCAUGUGCCUCACGACAGUGACUCUUCUUUAUGCCAUAGCCAUUGCUUGCUUCAAGGAUAGGGCCGAGAAAGAGAAAGAAAAGCAAAAAAUACAACAUUGUGCGAAGUGCGAAGAGAUGAAAGAUUUAAAAGAAGGAAAAGGCGUUUCAGCAGAAAAAGCUGUGGUAGAAAAGGCCUCAGAUGAUAACAUUGAAGAAGUCCCAUGCUCUGACGACGCUACCAAUGUUGUUAAUAUGCCAAUGCAGAAAAGGCCAUCGAUGAAAAACUAUGACCUUUUUGGAAAAUAA